Molecule: messenger RNA, 3044 nt
Organism: Cyprinodon variegatus (sheepshead minnow)
Lineage: Eukaryota; Metazoa; Chordata; Actinopteri; Cyprinodontiformes; Cyprinodontidae
Gene: sv2
Product: synaptic vesicle glycoprotein 2B-like
Exons: 13
Coding region: 135-1769 (544 amino acids)
Biological process (GO): transmembrane transport
Cellular component (GO): membrane
Molecular function (GO): transmembrane transporter activity
Source: RefSeq, a predicted model, not a curated record
CUUCUGCUGCUGCUGCUGUGGUGGGAGGCUAGCCUCGGUGUUAGCCCGUCACUCAGCUGUUAUGAGACCCAGCCACAGCUGAAGGAACACAUCUCCCACACAGGACCAGAGGAGCAUCGGCUGUCAGCGGGAGAAUGUCCCGCGGUGUCAGCGGCGCAGACCGGGAGGCCAGCAGGCCGUUGCUCGGCGGAGAUCCGCUCAAUCCAACCGGGCUGGACUCGGAUGAAGGCGAGGUCAUUUUUAACCGAGCGGCGGCGAGCUUUUCUGAUGAAGCUGGAACCAAAAGGCUGAGCUAUGAGGAGGCGGUGGAAGAAGCAGGUUUUGGUUUGUUCCACUGGCUGCUGCUGGUGGUGUGCGGCUGGGCCAACGCCAGCGAUGCCGUGGAGAUCCUCUGCGUGUCCUUCCUGCUGCCCACGGCGCGCUGCGAUCUGCUGCUGAGCUCCUCGGACAUGGGCCUGCUCACUGCCAGCAUUUUCCUCGGAAUGAUGUUUGGUGGCUACAUGUGGGGAUAUCUGGCUGACCUGAGGGGGCGGCGGAAGGUCCUGGUGGUCUCUCUGGCCAUUAACGGGCUGUUUGGGGGUCUGGCCAGCCUGGCUCCGUGGUUCUGGCUCUUCCUGCUACUUCGGUUCAUCAGCGGCGUCGGGGUUGGUGGCUCCAUCCCCGUCAUCUUCUCCUACUUCUCAGAGUUCAUGCCCCGGCUGAGGAGAGGCGCAAUGAUCAGCGCUCUCGCCACCUUCUGGAUGGCAGGAAACAUCCUGGCUGCAGGUCUGGCCUGGUUGGUGAUUCCUAGAACUUGGGCCCAUUUCGCUCUGGGGUCUUUAGACUUCCAGAGCUGGAGGCUGUUCGUGGUGCUCUGCUCCAUUCCCAGCAUCUCAUCCGCCAUCCUCUUCAAGCUCCUCAUGCCUGAGAGCCCAAAGUUCCUCAUGGAGGCUGGUCGGGAAAAAGAGGCGAUCCAUGUUUUCAAGCUGAUGUUCCAGCUGAAUAUGAAGGGAACAGAAAAGCCUUUUCCGGAAUUUGCUUUGCAUAUAAACUCCAAUCAGAGAGGGGAAAUCAUAGAGAACGGGUCUGUGGAUACAAAGAGUAUGUUCCUCAUACGCUUUUUAAAACAGGGCUUGCUUCCCAUCAAGCAUAUAUUCAGUGGUUCUAUCAAAACCAGAAGCAUCGUCCUGCUCAUCAUCUUCUACUGCAUCUCCUUUGGGUACUACGGACUGUGGAUGUGGUUCCCUGAGCUGUUUGCUCGGAUCGAGAGCAGCGGUGGUUCUCCUUGUGCCAACGUGUCCCUCCCGUCUCCACUCAACAACCAGAGCUGUUACCCAGUCAAGACAGCAGUGUACAUGGAGGGCUUCACCAUCGCUGCCUCCAACCUGCCAGGAAACAUCUUCACCAUCCUCAUCAUGGACAGCAUAGGCGGGAAGACUCUGCUCUCCUGCAGCCUGCUUGUGUCCAGCCUGAGCGUAUUCCUCAUCUACGUGGUUCAGACCAAAGCCCAGAGUCUGGCUCUGUCCUGCAUCUUCAGCGGCGUGUCUGUCAUUGCCUGGAACGCCUUGGACGUGGUGGGAACUGAGCUCUACCCGACCCAGCUCCGGUCCUCUGCUCUGGGCUUCUUCACCGGGGUUGGCCGAGUGGCAGCCAUCAUGGGUAACGUGGUCUUUGGAAAGCUGGUGGACUCCAACUGCACCGUGCCCAUCCUGCUGGUGUCAGCUCUGCUGCUGACGGGAGGAGUGGUGGCUCUUCUGCUCCCACAGACUAGGCAGACGGAGCUCACCUGAUGGUCCUGCAAAGCUCCAGACUAUGAAUAAAUCCAAACUUUCAAGAGCUGUCAGCCAAAUCUCUUUGCCAAAAGGCAGAAGAAACAUUUGUAAACUUCCCAGAGGCAAAUGUUUGUGUAAUGGAUGCGUUGUGGUUUCCUGCGGAAAAGAGAUGCACCCAUCAAAACUCUGUGGGGUUUUUGAGCUCUUGCCAACUCAUACAGAUUUUAGCUGAAUGCGUUUUUUCCCCUUAAUUAUUUUAAUUUGACCAAAUUUACAAAAACAAAUUUAGAAUGUUUUUUCCUAGCCUUCCUGUCCUGAGCAGUCUUUAAUGAUCUACUCUAAAGCAGAGGGACUGUCAGUCUGCCUGGGAAUCCAAAAAGAACGUGAUAAAACUGAGAAGCUUCGCUUUUGUCCAUUCAACCUUCCUGUUAUCUGCUAAAAGUUUUGCUCUCCUCCUCCAGCCGUCCAAAAAUCGCAUAGUAAAUAGUUUCCUUUUAAACGGCGUCUGUAAACCACCAAUAUCUGACUGAUGGUCUUCUUCACUCCAGAACAACUUCCCCACCUGAGAGCUUUUAGAGCAGCAUGUCAGCCUCUAGGUACGCUGCAUUCACUUUUCAUUCAGAAAAUUAGAUUUUUCGCUUUCUCUACAGGCUAGUCACCUGUUGGGGCUAAUCAAGCUGAAAGUCACCACCUGAUUUGUUUGUGCAUUUCUACCCAACAGAUGAAGGAGUUGGGUAUUAAAACUUGACCAAAGCCUUACUGUUAUAAUCAAAUAGCAGAUUUAGAAAAAUCUGCUUCAGGGAUUGAAUUUCUGAACAUUUGUGAACCAAACGUUUUUGUUUUAUGUUUGAUAAAUUUAUAAGUCCUUUGUGUUUGACUUAAGUUGUUUCAGAUGACCAUAUUCCACAAGGUGUAAAAUUAUGCAGCCAGGAUGUUAUUUAAAUGGAGAGCCUGCUAGUUUACACACAUCUUUUUAAUUAAUGUUGAAUGAAGGAGCCUUUUAAAUGAUUUAGGACUGCAACUAACAGUCAUUUUGCAAAUUGAUUAACCUGUCGAUUAUUUUUUGAUUAAUAAUCAGAGAGCAAAAGGUUCCUUAUAGAAAUUUUCGUACUAAAUUACACCAGUUUAAACUAAAACUUUCCAAUGGAGGAGUUGUGGUUAGAGCACAUCGACAGAUUAAAACCUUUUUUCUAUCAUAAAUGCAAAAUGUUUAUAUAUUUUUACAAUCUUUGUGUAAUUCCCGCUCUAAGUGGGUCGCUCUGUCAGCUAAAGGCGUGUUUUAGAGUCUCUGUA